UCCGCACCAUGGACCUUGCUCGACCCCUGGGACUGUUGCUUCUGGAGCUGCUGCUGAUGGAGGUUGCGCCCGGCUUGAAUGCUGGGGCACCCACAGGCAAUAAUGCCAAAAUCUGCCUUUUGCCCCCGGACGAAGGAAUCUGCCGGGCCCUACUUCUCAGGUACUACUAUGACAGGCACACGCAGACCUGCAAGACUUUUUCUUACGGGGGCUGCUACGGCAACGCCAACAAUUUCUACACUUUGGAGGAGUGCGAAGACGCCUGCUGGAGAAUAGAGAAAGUUCCUUUAAUUUGCCGUUUAGAAGUCAGUAAGGGUCAAUGUGGACAGCCCAGAGAACAGUAUUUCUUCAACUUAAGUUCCAUGGCAUGUGAAAAAUAUAUGUCUGGGUCAUGUGAACACAAUCAGAACCGAUUUCCUGAUGAAGCCACUUGUAGGAACUAUUGUCUGCCAAAGAAGAAAGCUCCAUCCUUCUGUUACAGCCCAAAAGACGAGGGACUGUGCUCUGCUAAUGUGACUCGCUAUUAUUUUAAUGCAAGAUACGAAGUCUGUGAGGCCUUUACCUAUUCUGGCUGUGGGGGAAAUGAAAAUAACUUUUAUUACAUGGAAGAUUGUGAACGUGUUUGUGCACAAGCCUUGGAGAAGGAUGAAAAGAAGAUGCCAAGGCGUUUCUCUGCCAGGAAACGGCUGAACCUCCUGAAGAUACGCUCUAGAAAGAAUUCUAGCAAAUUGGUUACAGUUUUAGCGGAAGACUACUAG
This is a messenger RNA of Dipodomys ordii (Ord's kangaroo rat), 758 nucleotides long. RefSeq names its product tissue factor pathway inhibitor 2 (gene Tfpi2). The record is from RefSeq and is a predicted model, not a curated record. NCBI's taxonomy places the organism in Eukaryota, Metazoa, Chordata, Mammalia, Rodentia, Heteromyidae. Gene Ontology annotation, biological process: negative regulation of peptidase activity. Gene Ontology annotation, cellular component: extracellular region. Gene Ontology annotation, molecular function: serine-type endopeptidase inhibitor activity. The transcript has 5 exons. Bases 9 to 758 code for a protein of 249 amino acids.